AUGCAGAAAACCAGCUAUAAAGCCGGAGAAACUAUGUAUACAUCACCAGAAAAUUUGGCCGAAACUAUUGCUUUACAGCAGCGACUUCUAAGACAAUCGCUAGCUAAGCAGACUCCAAAAACGAUUGCUCAAACUUCCUCUGCUGCCAACGCUGAAGAGCAGCAGUACGAGUGGAAGCUGAAGCGUCGGUCUGACGGAAGCAAAUACAUCACUAAAAAGCCAGUACGAAGUAGGUUAUUGAAAGAACGGGAAAAGCAACUUAAUAAGGAAAGAAGCGGUAUCACAACAGACGAUGACGCAAUGAGUGAAUUGAAAACAGGGCGAUUCUGGAGUCGUGAAGAAAGGAAGAAACAUUUGGAAAAAGCCAAGGAGAGAAAACUGAGGCAACACCAGCUGAUUGCCGAAAAACAGCAGUUACCAUCGGAUCAAAUUAUUGUACAAUUGUCGCAUAAAAAAAUGAUGCGUAAGGAAGGAAGGCAGGUGUUCGACAAAUAUGCAACACUACAAGAAUUUUUGGCUCACGGUAUCCGUGGACCAACGAAUCGUCUCAUUGAAGGUGUACUUUCAGUGACCACUGUCUGA
Enterobius vermicularis (human pinworm) is the source of this 582-nucleotide messenger RNA. NCBI's taxonomy places the organism in Eukaryota, Metazoa, Nematoda, Chromadorea, Rhabditida, Oxyuridae. The record is from the annotation of a GenBank genome assembly.